AUGGUUCACAACGGAUUUGGCUCCUCUUUCCAGCAUUCUGACAAAGCACAACCUAUCGAAUACCUGGACACCCUCUUCAAAAGCGCUAUCAUUGCACCAGCAGCAACAAGGGCAACACCGUUGGACCCUUGGGGCAAUGUUAAGGUACCAAGAAUCGAACAGUACGAGAACAACGCAUCUCCAGACGAUGAUGGCUGGUUUGAUGUGGGCGCAGGGAAUACUAGCAUCUACACGUCUUUGAUUGGUAUUCCAAUGGCCGGAGCAGAUUCGUCCGCGUACAUCAACUACAGUACAACUAUCCAUACGCCAUACUUGAACGUAAACUGUGCCCUCAAUUCUUCGAUAGACCUAGAUUGGGUCCGGACGCAUCCUCCAGAUCGGACACGUUUCCAAAAUUCCAGUGGGAUUUCCGCUUUGAUAUUUGCAGAACAGAGCAGACAAAGGGUCAAGCUGACUGAUCUGCGCCCGUACCAGUUCAGUUACGUCACCUUAUCGUUUGAAGACGACUUCAAGCUAGACUGUAACGUCACGAACUCAUAUGUCGAAAGCAGGCUCGUUUGUCCUCAUGUCUCCGACUGCAAGAUUGACAAGAUCCGUCGGUCUUUGCUUAAUCAUCUGCCCGAGAACUGGACUAUGUUGGACAUACAUUAUAACAACCCUUCUAUGGCUUUUGGCUCGUUCAUCAGGAGCUUUGGGGGCGACGGGAAUGCCGCAACACUCCUCGAUCGUUACCUUUCCGAUCCAACACUCGAUGUUUCUGAUAAGACAAUGUACAGAGUCAACAGAACAACUGAGGUCAACUACUCAUUACGGUUCAUGCAACUUCUCAACUCUUAUUUUACCGGCAUGAAUAGCUUGUAUGCUAUUACUGGAGGCCUCAAUAAUGACACCGCUUAUUACUGGGAUAACGAAACUUCGUUCGUUCCAGAGGUGUCUACAAACAAUUUGACCAUAGCAGCAUACAACACUACUGACUAUGCGGGCAUAUACAACUGGACUGGAGAAAGUAAAAAAGCAAGGGUUUGGCAGUCGGAAGGCCUGAGAUGCACAGUUACAGAGAUCCUCAUAGCUAACAAGCCGUGGGUUGCCACAUUGGCUUUUGUAUCGAUCGUGCUUAUAGCCGCAAGCUUGGUCUCUCCACUGAUUCACUGUUUCCUGAUCAACGGCCCGGAGGUGAUGAUGAACAUCUCAAGCUUGGCCACAAGACACAAUCCUCACGUACCAUUGCCUGAUGAUGGCUCCUUCAUGGAAGCGUCAGAUCGCGCAAGACUGCUCAAGAACGUGCGCAUCCGUUAUGGAGACAUUGAGGGGCAGGCUGGUGUUGGACGCUUGGUCAUCGGGGUACCACGCAAUCUUGAUGGGCAAGCUAUAGGUAAAAUACAACAAGGAAGACUGUAUAGAUAG
This is a messenger RNA of Ascochyta rabiei, 1404 nucleotides long. RefSeq lists its product as uncharacterized. Bases 1 to 1404 code for a protein of 467 amino acids. NCBI's taxonomy places the organism in Eukaryota, Fungi, Ascomycota, Dothideomycetes, Pleosporales, Didymellaceae. The record is from RefSeq and is a predicted model, not a curated record. The transcript has a single exon.